This is a messenger RNA of Notechis scutatus (mainland tiger snake), 2791 nucleotides long. The record is from RefSeq and is a predicted model, not a curated record. NCBI's taxonomy places the organism in Eukaryota, Metazoa, Chordata, Lepidosauria, Squamata, Elapidae.
AUGGACGAAAGGAGCCAUUUCACUCACAUUGUUCCUUCACUGUUUGUCCCUUCCUCUCUGACCAGGAGUGACCUCAAUGAAGACACCCUGGAGACCGAAAAUGCGGCUGCCGCGGCUGCCGCAGCUUUCACCGCCUCUACCCAUCUGAAGGAAGCCCUUUUAGUGAAGAUGGCAGAAGGAGAGGAGUGCCUGGAAGCUGAGGUGGCUUAUCCCAUCACCUGUGGUGACAGCAAGGCAAACCUCAUAUGGCGGAAGUUUGUUUGCCCGGGCAUCAACGUGAAGUGCGUGCAGUAUGACAAUCAUUUGAUCAGUCCUAAGGAAUUUGUGCAUUUGGCUGGCAAGUCCACCCUGAAGGACUGGAAGAGGGCAAUCCGGAUGAAUGGGAUCAUGCUAAGGAAAAUCAUGGAUUCAGGCAAGCUGGAUUUCUACGAGCACACAAAAGUUUGCUCAAAUACCUGCCGCAGCACUAAAAUCGAUUUGACCGGAGCCAGAGUCUCUCUCAGCAGUCAGACUUCAGCAGAGUACACCCCUCUCACUCCAGCCUCUGCAGACGUCAACGGAUCUCCUGCCACCAUCACCAUAGAAACCUGCGAGGAUACCACCGAGUGGACCACGGCUAUAGGAGAUGACGCAUUCACCUUCUGGCGAGGCCUGAGAGACGCUGGGUUGCUGGAGGAAGUGGUGCAGGAAUUCAGCGCGGAAUUCGUGGAAGCCAUGAAGGGCCUGCAGCAAAGAAUCCAGGAACUCCCUUUACAGCUGAAUGAUGCCAUCCUGCUGAACAACACAGUCCAGAACUUUGGCAUGCUGGACCUGGUGAAGAAAGUUUUGGCCAGCCACAAGUGCCAAAUGGACCGUUCCAGGAAGCAGUACACGCGAGACUUAGCAGCCCUGGAGCAGCAGUGUGACGAGCACCGCAAGAGAGCCAAGGAGCUGAAGCACAAAUCCCAGCACCUCAACAACGUGCUGAUGACCUUGACGCCCGUCUCCAUCCCGUCUCCUCUGAAACGCCCCAGGCUGACCCGGGCCACUUCGGGACCGCCAGCCAUCACCUCCCAAGUCCUGACUCAGUCAGCCCAGAUUGCUCUGGCUCCGGGCAUGCCGAUCACCCAGCUGGCCGGUCUGCCCCUCGGCAAAGUGCUCUCCGCCCUCCCGGCGUCUGCUUUUGGAAAGGCCGCCACCCAGGUGACGUCAGCCGGCUCUCCCGCCUCCCAGCUGCUGGGCGGAUACACCAUUUUGGCCUCGGCGGGUUCCGCCUUCCCCAACACGGUGGAAAUCCACCCCGAAGCUUCCAACCUCACCGUCUUGAGCACCGCGGCCAUCCAGGACAGCAGCACGGUGGUCAAGGUGGUCAGCCCUUUCCAGCUGCUCACCCUGCCCGGGUUGGGCACGGCCAUCCAGAAUGUGACGCAGAUGUCUCCCGGGGGCAGCACAAUCCUGGCUUUGCCGUCCAGUGUGGUGGACGGCGCUUCGGCCGCGGAAGAGCACACGACCAUUGAGGUCACCACCGUAGCGGACGAGCCUCAGCAGAAAUGAAACGCGGACCUUGGUCCAUUUUUGGGGUGGGGGUGGGGGAAGAGUGCUCUGGGCUUACGUGCCCAUCCCUCGGAUGAGAAGACGGAGAUGAUGAAGAAGAAGAAGAAGGAGGAAGAGAUCUGGGAAAAGAGAGAGGGAAACGGAUCGGCUGAUGGCGGAAUAAGGAAGUUGAAAACUUAGAAAGACGGAGAGAGAAGACAAAAGGCAAGAACAUCACUGCAGGGGCAGGAAACAGACUCCCUGUUCCUGGGAUCCAUUAAAAGCUAUAAUCUUUGCACACACACACACGCACACAAACACACACCCCAGCUUGUAAGUACUCCCCCAUCUCUAGCCAGCUCUGGGGAAACCGAGGCAGCCGAGACAGGUUUCGAAGAAUGAAACCACCCAAACCAGACAGGCCAAAGGAUUAGGCUGCGAGACUUAAAAUAUUUAAUUAUUUUAAAUAUUUCCAGGCUGGCAGAAGUGGGGUGCGGGGACUGCCCAACACAGGCAUUGCCUGCCUGUUGGCGUAGGGAGAUGAGGGGCUGUUUUGUCUGCCAGAACAGAGGAAAAGGAGAGGGAGGGAGGGGAUCUGGCAUUUGGACAGGGGCGAAAUGGAGAAGGAGCCUUGUGCCAAAGGUGUGUGGGAUAGGGAAUAGCGGCUUAAAAACAGGAAAGGAGGCAGGAGGAACUUCGGUGGUGGGAAGAUUCAUUCCCCAAUUGAAGAGCAUCAAUUCGCCCAGCCUCCUCCCUGUUUGCAACUCAGCCUCUGAGGAGGAAGAUCUGGCCAAAACUGCUGAAGAUGGACCACCUAACGUUGGAUUGUAUUUUUCUCUAAGCGGUUCUGUCCUCCACAGCUGCCGAGCCUUUUCCUCCCCACCUCGGUGCAUCAGCACUUUAGGCUACAAAAAAAGGGUGGAGGUUUUUUUGCCAAAAAACAAGGGUGACCAAUGGGAGCUCCGAAUUGUUCCAGCUGACUUGAGGGACUUGAUCCUUGAGGAUGUGAGAAGCAGCAGCCCUUGGGAGAAGGAUCCUCUGUCGGAAGCUACGAGGGCUCGGAUUCUCGUGGUGUGAGUUUGGGCCUAUGAGAAACGGUGGAAUCCAGUCUCUUGGGUACCAUUAAAAGGUGUUUUUCAAGCUUGCCCUGUUCUUGUGGGUCCUUGUCCUGUUCCUAUGCCGUUGGCACAGAGCUUUGGCAAUCUUAAGCUUACAGAUUCAAGCUCUGGUAGGUUUGUCUUACCCUUUUCCCUUCAAGCCAGCUUGAAACUUGUGGUUU